AUGGAAAAUCUCAUCAGGUCAUUCAUGCGGGUCAUUCGCAAAAUUGACGACGCCGACGGGCUGAUCCGGUCUUUGCAAGCAUGGGAAAAAUCGGCCAUCUCCCAAAACGCAACCUCGCCGUCACUUGCUCUCCAUGAUCAAUAUCGUUUUCUCGACUUUCCGAAUGCCGAAAUUCAAGCGGCGAACAUUGUCAAAUCGACUGAGCUCUCCAAAGAGAGUCUCCUUGAGCGUGCUGUUGAGUCUCCCUCGCAGCUGGCCGCCGCAGAGAUCUCCCUCCUCAAGAACCGCUACUGGCUUGAUAUCUCGCCAGACGAGGAACGUGAAGUUUCACUGGAAACUGGGCUGAUCAUGGGACCUAAUAGGGUCUCAGAAGAGGAUUAUGAACAAGCCGAGAAGCGUCUCAGGGCAGUACGUCACAUGCUCUAUGCAGACAACGAAGAGAAACCCAUCGACAAUGCUAUCACAGAGCACUGGCGACGCGAGAACGAAUCGUGGCGCGCGAGGCAGAAGCAGGAGACUGAAAAUGUCUUGUCCAAGGCGCAUCCAUGGGUGAGGCGUCUGUGGGAGGAGGACAAGGGGGAGAAGGUCUGGGGGUAUGGCAUCUUCAUCGACCCAAAGGCGUUCGCCAACGACGAAGAAGCCGACAAUUAUAUGGCUCGGAGGGACGGUGUUCUGUUCCACGGCCGUGGCGCGAUUGGGGCGGGAAGCAGUGCCAUCAACAACAAGUGGAGAUUGCAGAAGCUUGAGUGGCCCAGCAGUAAUGCUGCAGAUGGCGGCAAGGAAAUGGACGCCAGACAAGCUGUUGACCGAGGCGAGGAGAAGAAGAUUAUCAGUGAACUGACUGUGGAUGAGGCCAAGAGAGAUGAAGGAGAGACCGAUGAGAGACUCGCCAAGUUUCUCGUGUUGCGUAAAAGGUUCAAGUUUAUCCGAGACAGCAGCUUGGGGAGUCAAACACAGGAAGACGUUGUCUCUAGCGCACCUGUGCAUUCAGAAACCCGUGUCCUAGAAGGCGGCAUUCUGCAAAACGUAUUUUUGAUGGAAGACAAGCCAUGCGUCGAAUCGGUAGUUGGUGCGCAGGGGCUCGUCGACGACAUGUGGGUUUGGGCUAUUGACCCCGACUACCACGAUGCGGACGAGUUAACUACCAUGAUCGAUGAGCCACGGCCAUCAGAGUCGCCCGAGAGAUACAGAGGAUUUAUGCGCGUACGGCUACAACAGCUUGUCAAUAACUUCUUCGAUGUACGGCGCUUUCACCAAGGGGAGCACACGAUGAAGGAACUCUGGGAAGCCGCUCAGAAGAGCAAGCAUCAAGCCUUUGUAUCAAUCCGCGAUACUGAGGCUCAAAGUUGGAGCAUUGAUCGGUUCGUGGGAAGUGCUAUGAGAGCGCAGCCACUGCGUAUUGUAUACGGACCUAUGCCAGCGAGUUCUGCCAAAUAG
This is a messenger RNA of Colletotrichum fioriniae, 1437 nucleotides long. RefSeq lists its product as uncharacterized. The record is from RefSeq and is a predicted model, not a curated record. NCBI's taxonomy places the organism in Eukaryota, Fungi, Ascomycota, Sordariomycetes, Glomerellales, Glomerellaceae.